CUGAUAUGGUUGCCAAGCCGUUCAUGCUUCUCACUCUGCUUGUGAUUGUAAAUGAUUCUGCAGCAUGAGUUGCUUUGUCUUUGAUUUAAUGUUUCAUAACAUUUGAGUGUUAUGUUAUCUGUGCUAAUUUGUUGUUCUCUUCUCUUACUUUUCAGAAUGGACUGCUGAAUUAUGAAGUAUUUCAGACCCAAUAGUAGAACAUCACUCUGCCACUCACUCCUUUAUCUCCUACUAGUUAUUUAAAUUGGACUUUUAAUAUCCUACCAGCUGCUCUUCAGACACACAUGGUGCAUUGUUGCCAUUCCCCAGAUUGCAUCUUUGAAACACAGGCUCUUGGUAACCUUCAGCGAACAAAGAGGCAACCUCCCAGAUACGUCUGCUGGGAGGGAGUCAUCCUGACUGCCCUCUAGCUUUUGCUGGAUCUGGAUUUGAAUUCCAUCAUGGAGCCUCGCAUGGAGUCCUGCCUGGCGCAGGUGUUGCAGAAGGAUGUUGGGAAACGAUUGCAGGUUGGCCAAGAACUGAUAGACUAUUUCUCAGAUAAACAGAAGUCUGCUGACCUUGAGCAUGACCAGACCAUGUUAGAUAAACUUGUGGAUGGGCUUGCUACCUCUUGGGUGAACUCUAGCAAUUACAAGGUGGUUCUGCUGGGCAUGGACAUCCUGUCCGCCCUCGUGACCCGGCUGCAGGAUCGGUUCAAGGCGCAGAUCGGCACAGUGCUGCCAAGUCUAAUAGACAGACUAGGAGAUGCUAAAGACUCUGUGAGGGAGCAGGACCAAACGCUGCUGCUAAAGAUCAUGGAUCAAGCUGCUAAUCCCCAGUACGUAUGGGACAGAAUGCUUGGAGGCUUCAAACACAAGAAUUUCCGUACCCGUGAAGGAAUCUGUCUCUGCCUUAUAGCAACACUCAAUGCCUCUGGAGCACAGACUUUAACACUAAGCAAGAUCGUGCCACAUAUAUGCAACUUACUUGGGGAUCCAAACAGCCAGGUUCGAGAUGCAGCAAUAAACAGCUUAGUGGAAAUUUACAGACAUGUAGGAGAACGUGUGAGGGCAGAUCUCAGUAAAAAAGGAUUGCCACAGUCCCGGUUGAAUGUAAUUUUUACGAAAUUUGAUGAAGUCCAGAAAUCUGGAAACAUGAUCCAAUCUGCAAAUGAUAAAAAUUUUGAUGAUGAAGAUUCUGUGGAUGGUAACAGACCUUCCUCUGCUAGUUCUACGUCAUCCAAGGCUCCACCAAGUUCUCGGAGAAACGUCGGAAUGGGAACCACCCGCCGGCUUGGUUCAUCCACCCUUGGAUCCAAGUCUUCAGCUGCAAAAGAAGGAGCUGGUGCUGUUGAUGAAGAGGAUUUUAUUAAAGCAUUUGAUGAUGUACCUGUAGUACAGAUUUAUUCCAGCCGAGACCUUGAGGAAUCCAUAAACAAAAUCAGGGAAAUAUUAUCUGAUGACAAGCAUGAUUGGGAGCAAAGAGUAAAUGCUCUAAAAAAGAUUAGAUCUUUACUUUUGGCUGGUGCUGCUGAGUAUGAUAACUUCUUUCAACAUUUGCGUCUUUUGGAUGGAGCCUUUAAACUCUCUGCUAAGGAUCUGCGGUCUCAGGUAGUGCGGGAGGCUUGUAUCACGUUGGGGCAUCUGUCAUCAGUUCUGGGGAAUAAGUUUGACCAUGGAGCUGAAGCCAUUAUGCCAACUAUAUUUAAUUUAAUUCCAAACAGUGCCAAAAUUAUGGCCACGUCUGGUGUUGUAGCUGUUAGGUUAAUUAUUCGGCACACACACAUCCCUAGGUUAAUACCUGUCAUAACAAGCAACUGUACCUCUAAGUCCGUCGCAGUUAGAAGGCGCUGUUUUGAAUUUUUAGAUUUGCUUUUACAAGAAUGGCAGACGCAUUCACUAGAACGACACAUAUCAGUAUUAGCAGAAACAAUAAAGAAAGGAAUACACGAUGCCGAUUCCGAAGCAAGAAUAGAAGCCAGAAAAUGUUACUGGGGUUUCCACAGUCACUUCAGCAGAGAAGCAGAGCACUUAUACCACACCUUGGAGUCCUCCUACCAGAAAGCCCUGCAGUCCCACCUGAAGAACUCAGACAGCAUCGUGUCUCUGCCUCAGUCUGACCGCUCGUCUUCCAGCUCUCAAGAGAGUCUAAAUCGGCCGCUGUCUGCCAAAAGAAGUCCUACUGGAAGUACCACGUCUAGAGGUUCUACAGUUAGUACCAAAUCUGUGUCAACGACUGGGUCUCUUCAGCGAUCUCGAAGUGACAUCGAUGUGAACGCAGCAGCCAGUGCCAAAUCCAAAGUCUCCUCGUCUUCGGGAACAACGCCUUUCAGCUCUGCUGCGGCUUUGCCUCCAGGGUCAUAUGCAUCCUUAGAGUCCAGACACAUGAGGGAAGACAUGGAGUACGUAGGCCUGGACUCAGAUGGUACUACCACUAAAGCGGAGGGUCGGAUCCGCACAAGACGGCAAAGCUCUGGGAGUGCCACCAACGUCGCCUCUACACCUUCUGAUAACCGGGGCCGCAGUCGCGCUAAAGUGGUUUCACAGUCCCAGCGAUCCAGAUCUGCUAAUCCUGCUGGUGCCGGCAGCCGGUCAAGUUCUCCAGGAAAAUUGUUGGGAAGUAGUUAUGGUGGACUUGCUGGGGGCUCCUCACGAGGCCCACCUGUGACACCAUCUUCAGAAAAGCGAAGCAAGAUUCCCAGGAGCCAGGGAUGUAGCCGGGAAACAAGUCCAAACCGAAUAGGAUUAGCACGGAGCAGCCGUAUCCCUCGACCCAGCAUGAGUCAGGGGUGCAGCCGCGAUACCAGCCGUGAGAGCAGCCGAGAUACAAGCCCUGCUCGGGGCUUUCCUCCACUUGCCUCUCGACGUCAUUCCAGGUCCACUAGUGCUCUCUCCACUGCUGAAUCUGUUGGGCAGUCAGAUCGGUUUGGGCUUGGCCAGCCAGGAAGAAUACCUGGUUCUGUGAAUGCCAUGAGAGUUUUGAGCACAAGUACAGAUCUUGAAGCUGCUGUUGCUGAUGCUUUGCUGUUAGGAGACUCCAGGAGCAAGAAGAAGCCUGUGAGGAGGAGGUAUGAGCCGUAUGGGAUGUAUUCUGACGACGAUGCCAACAGUGAUGCCUCGAGUGUUUGCUCUGAGCGCUCGUAUGGCUCCAGGAAUGGUGGCAUUCCCCAUUAUCUGCGGCAGACCGAGGAUGUAGCAGAAGUUCUCAACCACUGUGCUAGUUCAAACUGGUCAGAAAGGAAAGAAGGGCUUCUGGGCCUGCAGAACCUACUGAAGAGCCAAAGGACACUGAGCCGAGUUGAACUGAAAAGAUUGUGUGAGAUUUUCACCCGGAUGUUUGCUGAUCCUCAUAGCAAGAUUGCCGAUUCAGAAGCAGAAUGUGAGGAUAAAGAAGGAAAUUUGUUUCCAUCAGAAGUCUGUUGUACAAGAGUUUUCAGUAUGUUUUUGGAGACUCUUGUGGAUUUUAUAAUAAUUCAUAAGGAUGACUUGCAAGACUGGCUUUUUGUUCUUCUCACACAAUUACUUAAGAAAAUGGGAGCAGAUUUACUUGGAUCUGUGCAAGCAAAAGUCCAGAAGGCUCUAGAUGUCACCAGGGACUCCUUUCCAUUUGAUCAACAAUUUAACAUUUUGAUGAGAUUUAUUGUGGAUCAAACUCAAACUCCAAACCUCAAGGUCAAAGUUGCAAUCCUGAAAUAUAUUGAGUCUCUGGCCAGACAGAUGGAUCCAACAGAUUUUGUAAACUCUAGUGAGACAAGGCUUGCUGUUUCUAGAAUCAUAACCUGGACAACAGAACCAAAGAGUUCAGACGUGAGAAAGUCCUCGCUUCAGCGUAGUCGAGUAGGUGAGGAUUUCCCCACUAGGUCAGCUUCAACCUGCUCUGGGCCUGGAGAAGGAAACUUGGAAGAAAGUUGUAAACAGGCAGCACAAAUUGUGCUAAUCUCUCUGUUUGAAUUGAAUACUCCUGAAUUUACCAUGUUACUUGGUGCCUUGCCAAAAACAUUCCAGGAUGGUGCCACCAAACUCCUGCAUAACCACCUCAAGAAUUCCAGUAACACCAGUGUGGGCUCUCCAAGCAAUACAAUUGGCCGGACACCCUCCCGACACACCAGCAGCAGGACCAGCCCCCUGACCUCACCCACCAACUGUUCCCAUGGGGGUCUGUCUCCAAGUCGGUUAUGGGGUUGGAGUGCCGACGGCUUAGCGAAGCACCCACCUCCCUUUUCUCAGCCUAACUCCAUCCCCACCGCUCCCUCCCACAAGGCUCUCAGGCGCUCUUACUCUCCCAGCAUGCUGGACUAUGAUACAGAGAACCUGAACUCUGAAGAAAUCUAUAGUUCUCUACGUGGAGUUACAGAAGCCAUUGAAAAGUUUAGUUUUCGAAGCCAGGAAGAUCUGAAUGAGCCAAUUAAACGAGAUGGCAAAAAGGAAUGUGAUAUUGUGUCCCGCGAUGGGGGCGCUGCCUCUCCUGCCACCGAGGGCCGGGGGGGCAGCGAGGUAGAAGGAGGCCGGACAGCUCUGGAUAACAAGACCUCGCUACUCAACACCCAGCCUCCGCGUGCCUUCCCGGGGCCGCGGGCGCGAGAGUACAGCCCGUACCCCUACUCAGAUGCCAUCAACACCUACGACAAGACCGCCCUGAAGGAGGCUGUGUUCGAUGAUGACAUGGAGCAGCUUCGAGAUGUUGAAUAUUCAGAGUUGAGGUUUCUUAAAAGAACAUGGAGGAGAAAGGAUGUGCCUUUCUGCCAUAGAAACCGUGUUCACAGCCCUACAGUGCCCAUUGACCAUUCUGACCUGGUGGCUGACCUUCUGAAAGAGCUGUCCAACCACAACGAGCGGGUGGAGGAACGGAAAGGAGCCCUGCUGGAGUUGCUCAAAAUCACACGGGAAGACAGCCUUGGCGUCUGGGAGGAGCACUUCAAGACCAUUCUGCUCCUGCUGCUGGAGACCCUUGGAGACAAAGACCAUUCAAUUCGAGCACUGGCGUUGAGAGUUUUGAGGGAAAUUCUGAGAAAUCAACCAGCAAGAUUUAAAAACUACGCUGAGCUGACAAUUAUGAAGACUCUGGAAGCCCACAAAGACUCCCAUAAGGAGGUGGUGAGAGCGGCUGAGGAGGCUGCGUCCACACUGGCCAGUUCCAUCCACCCGGAGCAGUGCAUCAAGGUGCUCUGCCCCAUCAUCCAGACGGCUGACUAUCCCAUCAACCUUGCUGCCAUCAAGAUGCAGACCAAAGUCGUCGAGAGGAUCGCCAAGGAGUCGUUGUUGCAGCUCCUCGCCGACAUCAUCCCAGGCUUGCUGCAGGGUUAUGACAACACCGAAAGUAGUGUGCGUAAGGCCAGCGUGUUUUGCUUAGUGGCGAUUUAUUCCGUAAUCGGAGAAGACCUGAAACCUCACCUCGCACAGCUCACAGGGAGCAAGAUGAAGCUACUAAACUUGUACAUAAAGAGGGCCCAGACCACCAACAGCAACAGCAGCUCCUCCUCCGAUGUCUCCACGCACAGCUAAUAGCAGCGCCUGUCUCUUGUGUAGACCUAGAAGCAAUCGGUGGUGCCUCUCAGAGACCUCUCCCUACCCCUUCAUCGGCUGCCCAGUCAGUACAAGGAGGCCCACAAAUAUUUAUUACAAUCAGUAUUUUGGUCCCUUCCAGCUUUCCUGUAGAAUCUUACUGGUAUUGAAUGUAAAGGAAGCAAGGCCUGUAUUGCAGUCUUCAUACAAAACAAAAGGAAUAAGAGCAGAAAAGAGCCAUACUGAAACACGUCUUGUACAGCCUGCUGAGAUGGUGAAGCCGUGCGUGUGGGGUGCAGCUUCUAAAAAUCAGAGCGCUCUGGCCACUACUUGGUAGAAAGUAGCAUUUUUUUUUUCAGUUAAUAACAGAUUUGGGGGUGGGGUGGGGUGUUACUUUGUGUUCCUCCUCCUUAGCCUGUUUUCUUGUGAGUAUGGUCUGUGUGGGGCCCCGUUCACAGCCGACACCAUGAAAGGUGAUACGUCUUUAAGUUACGUUCUGAGACCUACUAAAAAUGGGAAUCAAGUCUUGGCAAGAACAGUCUGAAGACGGCCUUUUAACAAACGCUGGGAAUUUCGCUUGUCUUAUCCAGACUGGAGGCCAACCGCCCUGGCUUUUAGCGUAGAAUCAGAAGUGCAUCCCCUCAAUCUUCCAGCCCUCCCUAAUCAACUCCACAGAGGUCCCUACCCCAGAGCUUCCAUGCAAAGGAAUUCUUCAAGUUUAAAUCUGGUCACUAAAAUAAGAUAAAUGUAUGGCAUCAUUUAGGGAUGCCUGAGAUGGCAGUUCACGAAGCACAGAAGAUCAAAGAAAAGUCUUUCAUCUUUACUGCUGAGGUCCUUGGGAACACUGUUGUCACGGGGGUUCUGCCAGGACCGUCAUCCCUGGGCUACUUGGUGAUUCGCAUUUAGCACCAACUUCUUUCCUCUCCCUGACGCUCUCCCCAAGCUGUUCAGUUCUAACAUCGUCUCAGUUAAUCUGGGAAAUGGCAUCUGUACCAUCUUAAUUCUCCAUUUAAUGUGCGACUAAGAGCAAAGAAGAGCCUAGAGAGACUGGAUAUCACAAGUUUUUAAAUUUUAUAAACUGAAGUAGUUCCUUGAAUGUCUGCUGAUGAAAUAGUCACUGUUUAGGGAAAAAAUAAUUUUUCUGCAGAUUGCAGAAAAACAGGAUUAGAAACACACACACAUUUAGAGUCUCUCUUCCUUCCUCGAGGAACCAGUAGGCCCCCUUUAAAAACAUCUUUAGAACCUAAUCACUCCAAUAAAAGUAACUAGAGGUUUGGAGUCUGGUUAAAUAAAUUUUGAUUAAAAUUCUUAAGCCAAAUGGAAAUUCUUAAUCAGGAGGACUUCUAUUGUGUCUUACUGUUGUAUUAGAUCCUAUAAAUUGAGCUGAUUUUUCCAUAAGGAAAAUGCUUCUUUUGAGAUUAAUUCUAAUAAGGUAUUUGCUAUUCCGGUGCAGAGCCCACCGCAACUACUAGCACUGAAAGCAGAGGCUGAGAGCCAGAGCACGUGAUUCUCACCGUCAUUUCCACAGACCCCUCUGCCCUGGCCCUCUGGAUUGGCUGUAGGAAGCUGGGAAAGACUAACAUUGUAUUUGGAAACAUGCACUGAAAAUGAAGGCCCCAUAAUGCCCAGGAACAAUAAAGCCAGGGAACUGACCCGUGUGUGUGUGUGUGUGUGUGUGUGCGCGUGUGUGUGCGUGUGUGUGUGUGCGCGCGCGCGCGUGUGCGCCUUACGCGUGUGGUACCUCACUGCUGCUGUUUAAGGAACUUGAGAGGUACAUUUCAAGGGAUUGGGUAUCACUGACUGGCUUUGGCUCAAAAUAUAGCAGGACCAGGUCUUUCGUUGCUAAACACUGUUUGUUUGUUAGUAUGUCAAGAAUGGUAUUUCUCUUUUACACUCUACAAGUGAGUUAGGGAGUCUUUUGUUGAUCCCUCUGUUGUAGGUAUGUGUGUCAGCCUAGGUUAUCCAUGAGUUCCUUUAUGCCUAAUGCAGUUAGAAGGACCCUUCUCCUUGAGCUCUUUGACUCCCAGAAGGCCCCCCAGGUCCCAGUGUACUUAGAAAAGAUCUCGAACAUUGCUGGACGUCCUCAUAGUACUCACCAAGGGCUAGCCUCGAAUGUCACUUGCCCAAUCUUCAGUCUCCUGACUUAGAGAGAGAUACAAUCACGUCACAGGUCUCUUGGCCUCAAUCUGAAAACUGCUGCCUCCGCGCCGAGGAGACUCGCAUGCCGCCACCACCUCACUGGGAGGGUGCCGAGCCCACCUUCGCCCCCCAGACCCUGACAGCUGCAGCUGCCUUGCCUUGCCGCCGCCUCCCUGCAGGGCCCCUGUUCCAAUGAAAAACAGAACACAGAGCACCUAAGCCUGUCUCUGCCUCCCUGUCUACCUGACUGGCCAGGGCCCUAGGACCCCUGCUGCUCCACUGUGGGCCGGGCAGUCUGACUUCCUGCUUCCUGCAAGCUGCUGCCUCCCCUGCAGCCAGGGUCUGGGCAGGGUGCGGCCGGUCCUCGGGGCACGCAGCUUCCUUCAAGUGCACUGUGUGUGCUUCCCGGACCUGCGGCGGAUGCCACGGGCCUGCCUUUUCUAUGCGCCUCACUAGCUUACCACCCUGUGCAGGUAAUGCGACUGACUUCAUUGUCUCAUCAGUCUUUUUCUUUCCCUGCCACCCUUUAUUUAUCAAGCAUAAUGUUACACUUUAAAGGUCAGCAAAUAAGAACUUUGUAGAAUCCCACCAGGACUUUGCUAACAAUGAUGUUUGGAAAUUUAAAAAAUGCUCUGAAAAAUAUCAGCCACCAAAAUCGUUUUGUUGGCACUGUGUUCACACGCAUGGUCCCCACACCCCCAGAUUGGGAGGGUUUUUUUUGUUUUUUGGGGGUUUUUUUGGGCUUUUUCAUGUUACAUCCAUAUCUGUAUUUAUAUCUUAUUUGUUUCACUUUCAAGUGUAUCAUGGCAAAUGUACAGAUUUUUUUGUUAAUAAUGUGCUAGGAUUUGCUAAAAAAGAAAACAAAAAAAAAAACCCUUUUGAGUUUGCCCUAGAAUAAAAGACUUAAUUCAG
Molecule: messenger RNA, 8531 nt
Organism: Sapajus apella (tufted capuchin)
Lineage: Eukaryota; Metazoa; Chordata; Mammalia; Primates; Cebidae
Gene: CLASP1
Product: cytoplasmic linker associated protein 1
Exons: 46
Coding region: 441-5480 (1679 amino acids)
Biological process (GO): mitotic spindle assembly
Cellular component (GO): spindle microtubule; microtubule organizing center; mitotic spindle
Molecular function (GO): microtubule binding; kinetochore binding
Source: RefSeq, a predicted model, not a curated record